CUAGAAUGGAGGUGGAAGCAAAAAUUAAGGAGGAUAUGAAAAAACUUGGAUGCACUUGCGAGAAACAAUUAGCUCUAGCUUUUCAUCUGUAUAUUUAUUUAGUUGAUAAAAAGUUGAUGUAUGAUACCGAAUAUUGCUAUAACAAGGAUAUUGAUAAACUAUACAUUGUUGCACGAACAUCGAAACAUGACAAGUUGAACAUUUACGUGCCGGUCCCAACAGACUUCAGUAUAAACAUGGGCUAUAUAAAUCAGUUACAAGAAAAUUUGUGUACAGUAGAAACAGGGCCCGGUAUAAACUUAGCUUUUAUUGAAACUGAUUUUACAGUUGUGAUCUAUACAUUUACUAAAGGUAUUCUAGACCGACCUAGUGUUGAAAGAAUGGAUCAAAUAAAAAGAAAGCAGGAACAAAGAAAGUUUAUAAAUAGUGAAUUGAAGAAAAAAAAAGAUACUAUAGUAAAAGAUGCUUUAGAUGGAGGUGAUGUAGAUGAUUAAGUGUCUCCGUUAGAUUGAUUGUGAAUGACUUGAUAAAAAAAAACUAGUUAAUAUACUAAAAAAUAUCAUUUUAUACAUAAUAUGACAUAGUAAUCAGUCAGCCAUCAAAAGAAAACACUUCAACACCAGUAUUACAUAACAUAAGGCUGCCAAACUUGGUCCCUAACAAAAGCACAAAUCAAAAAACUUCAAACAUGUCAGAAUGCAAUGAAUAGAAGCAUGGUUGGGAAGAAACUUUUAGAUAAAUUAAAAAUAUCAACCAUAAAAAGCACACAGGAACGAAAGAUGUAUCUAUAACCAUUAAGAAACUUAAAUGCAGCAGGGCAUACAAUCAGAGGACAUGCAAAAUGGAGUAAAACAUUAAUGAAUUGGUACACAGGUCUCAUGAAAAGUAAAAUGGGUAGACCUUUCCAAAGAUGGGUGGACCAAAUAAGAACUGUGGCAGGUGGCACAUGGACUAGAACUGUGGAGCAUACGAAUUUAUGGAGGAAAUUGGAGGAGGUCUUUGCCGACAAUAGGCAAACAGACAAGGUUGUUGAGGGAGGGUUAAAUUUCAUUUUAAAUAUAAAUAUUCUAGGUUAAGUAAAUUUUAUGUUCGAAGGGGCUAAGCUAUACAAUAAAUUGCCAAAAGACAUCAAAGAAGUAAUAUCUUCAAAUCUGUUUGUUAAAAAAACAUAUUUUAAAGGAUUUUUCAAUAGGUACCUAGGAAUAUAAUGUCAUAUAAAUAUAGUAGAAUUCAGUGUAAUUCAAUAUAAUAUGAUGUAAUAUAGUAGUAGUAUGUAGUAGUUUAAUAUAAUAAUAUAGUGUAAUAUUAUUAGUAUAUUAUAACAUAACAUAUAAAUCAACUAUCUAUCUUAAAAAAAAUAAAAAGUUAGUGCAUGUGCAUCAUUGAUAUUAAAAAAUAUAUAGCUGAAAAAUAGAAAUAGUCUGUUACUGAGACACAACCUUUAUUCAACUGGUUUUGGUGCUGAACUCGUCUCGGCCCAACAACUAAAACAUACCGGCGAGUGUUAGGUGACAACUGUUAGUAGUAAGUCAGUGGUUGCCAGUGGGCACCGGCCACGGUGAGCCAGACUAUGUUCGCCCGCUGACACGAUAUCUUAACAAAUUAGAGUUAUAUUAUAUUUAUAAUAAUAUUUAGAUUUAUAAUUUUACUAACGAUAGUUAAACUAAGCUUGCCGGCAUUUACUUUUAUAAUUAAGUUAUCAAUUAAUUGUUUUCUCUAAAAGUGAAUUUGUAAAAUUCUUAUGAGAAAUAAAUUCUUUAACUGUUAA
Messenger RNA from Leptidea sinapis, 1768 nucleotides. RefSeq lists its product as uncharacterized. The record is from RefSeq and is a predicted model, not a curated record. The transcript has a single exon. Gene Ontology annotation, molecular function: nucleic acid binding. NCBI's taxonomy places the organism in Eukaryota, Metazoa, Arthropoda, Insecta, Lepidoptera, Pieridae. Bases 6 to 494 code for a protein of 162 amino acids. Gene Ontology annotation, biological process: tRNA splicing, via endonucleolytic cleavage and ligation.